This is a messenger RNA of Aspergillus alliaceus, 1262 nucleotides long. RefSeq names its product TFIIH/NER complex subunit TFB3. Bases 20 to 1165 code for a protein of 381 amino acids. The record is from RefSeq and is a predicted model, not a curated record. Gene Ontology annotation, cellular component: transcription factor TFIIH holo complex. Lineage: Eukaryota; Fungi; Ascomycota; Eurotiomycetes; Eurotiales; Aspergillaceae. The transcript is spliced from 3 exons. Gene Ontology annotation, biological process: regulation of transcription by RNA polymerase II; nucleotide-excision repair; positive regulation of cyclin-dependent protein serine/threonine kinase activity. Gene Ontology annotation, molecular function: cyclin-dependent protein serine/threonine kinase activator activity.
CUUUCAGCGAUCAAGAACCAUGCCGCCUUCUCGCGAGUCGAUACAAAACCGUGGAGAUGAAGAUGAGGUCUGCCCCGUCUGCAAAUCCUCGCGGUACCUGAACCCGGACAUGCACUUCCUCAUUAAUCCAGAAUGUUAUCACAAAAUGUGCGAGUCAUGCGUGGAUCGUAUUUUCUCUUCGGGCCCUGCGAACUGCCCUGUAGCCGGAUGCCAUAAGACCUUACGAAAGAAUAAAUUUCGGAAACAGACGUUCGAGGAUAUUCAUGUAGAAAGGGAGGUUGAUAUACGGCGCAGAGUUAUGCAGAUUCUCAAUCGCCGCGAAGAAGAGUUUGACUCUAAACGGGCCUGGGAUGAUUUUCUUGAACAACGCGAGGAGAUCAUCGCGAAUCUUGUUCACGGCACUGAUGUAGCGAAAACCGAAUCCGAUCUCCAAAAAUACGCACAAGAGAAUAUGCGCUCCAUCCGCACCAACCAAGCCUUGGAAGCUGAGGAAGCUUCGUCUUUCCAAGAACGGCAGACUCAAGAGCAGGAAAGAGCUCGCCUCCGCCGGCAGGCAAUCAGACAGGAGUAUGAGAACGAGCGCCGGGAGAUACUCGCGGGACGAGAAGACGUUCUCACUCGUCUUGCCGCCGGACGGCCAUCGGACGCUGCGGCUAUUGCACGUGAGGGCCAGAAAGUUCUGCUCAAGAAGUCGUCUGCUCGACGUAGCGAGGAGGAACGUAUCAGACAGAAACAGGCUGCCCUGCGUAGCUCGGAUGCUAGAAAGGCUGGACAAGGUAGGCUCCCGACCGAUAAAGCUGGUGACGCCGGUGAUACUGGUCUUAUCAAGGGACUCAAGAGAAUCAAGACCCCCGAACCCGAAAAGCCAUACGAUCCGUUUGGCGGAAUGGCUCCGGGCAAACGGGACUAUUAUACCUUGCAAGACUUCUACCCAUCCAGCUAUCUUGAUCCCAUUAGACAAGAUACUCGUAUGCAGGCUGGUGGAUAUGACCUUCGUGAAUACUAUUCACGCACCUUGCUCGAGGCAUUCGCAGGUUUGGGAUGCUUCGUCGAUGAGGAAGUUUCACAACGGGACGCGACAAAUACAUUGGACACCCCGGAGCCUGUUGCCUCAGAAGGUGCUGCAAUGGCGGCGACUUCGAGCGGGCCUGCAGGCAGUGUGUAGCUUGCCGAAUGCCUGGAAUUAGAGGGGUCAGUGCUUUCUAUAUAGAUUCAUUCUUGGUUUAGGUGUUGGCGCAUUGGGACUGGUGCAUAGCGAUGGC